Paramuricea clavata is the source of this 4510-nucleotide messenger RNA. NCBI's taxonomy places the organism in Eukaryota, Metazoa, Cnidaria, Anthozoa, Malacalcyonacea, Plexauridae. The record is from the annotation of a GenBank genome assembly.
UUAUUUCAAGGUUCUUGGUAAAGAUAUUUAUCCAGAAUUACAGGAGAGAAAGCUUACUACAUUAGAUCAUAUCUACGCUGCCAAUAUCCAGGCUGGGAGGAAUAAAUAUCGAACAUUGAAACGAAUUCGAAUGGGAAAUACUAAGCAGCGAGUCGAUCAAUUUGAAUGCAUGUAAUUAAUGCAAGGUAGGUUUGCGUUUUUUAUGCAAUAUUUGUAAUCCAAAAAUUGACUGGCAAGGACAUGAUCAAACUUCUUUCAGUUCAAGGACUUUAUCACACAUCAUCCAGUCCUAAGACUUGAUCAAACUUCACCCAGUUGACCCUAAGACUUGAUAAAAUUUCAUCCAGUCCUAGCACUUGGUCAAACUUCAUCCAGUCCUAGGAUUGGUCAAACUUCAUCUAGUCCUAAGACUUGAUCAAACUUCAUCCAAUCCUAGGACUUGAUCAAACUCCAUCCAGUCCUAGGACUUGGUCAAACUUCAUCCAGUCCUGAGGCUUGAUCACACUUCAUCCAGUCUUAGGGCUUGAUUAAAUUCCGUCCAGUUUUAGGGCUUGAUUAAAUUUCGUCCAGUCCUAGGGCCUCAUCAAACAUCCAGUUCUAGGACUUCAUCAAACUUCAUCUAGUCCUAUAGAACUUGAUGGAACUUCAUCCAGUCCUAAGAUUUGAUUAAACUUUAUCCGGUCCAGGACCUGAUCAAACUUCAUCCGGUCUUAGGACUUGAUCAAACUUCAUCCAGUCCUAGGACUUGACCAUACUUCAUCCAUUCUUAGGACGUGAUCAAACUUCAGCCAGUCUUAAGACUUAAUCAAACUUCAGCCAGUCCAAGGACCUGAUCACACUUCAUCCAGUCCUAAGACUUAAUCAAACUUCAGGCAGUCCUAAGACUUAAUCAAACUUCAUCCAGUCCUAAGACUUGAUCGAAUUUUAUCCAGUUCUAGGACUUGAUCAAACUUCAUCCAGUCCUAAGACUCAAUCAAACUUUAUCCAGUCCUAGGACCUGAUCACACUUCAUCCAGUCCGAAGACUUAAUCAAACUUCAUCCAGUCCUCCUAAGACUUGAUCAAACUUCAUCCAGUCCUAGGACCUGAUCACACUUCAUCCUGCAGUCCUAGGACCUGAUCAAACUUCAUCCAGUCCUAGGACCUGAUCACACUUCAUCCUGCAGUCCUAGGACCUGAUCAAACUUCAUCCAGUCCUAGGGGACCUGAUCACACUUCAUCCUGCAGUCCUAGGACCUGAUCAAACUUCAUCCAGUCCUAGGACCUGAUCACACUUCAUCCUGCAGUCCUAGGACCUGAUCAAACUUCAUCCAGUCCUAGGGGACCUGAUCACACUUCAUCCUGCAGUCCUAGGACCUGAUCAAACUUCAUCCAGUCCUAGGACCUGAUCACACUUCAUCCUGCAGUCCUAGGACCUGAUCAAACUUCAUCCAGUCCUAGGGGACCUGAUCACACUUCAUCCUGCAGUCCUAGGACCUGAUCAAACUUCAUCCAGUCCUAGGACCUGAUCACACUUCAUCCUGCAGUCCUAGGACCUGAUCAAACUUCAUCCAGUCCUAGGGGACCUGAUCACACUUCAUCCUGCAGUCCUAGGACCUGAUCAAACUUCAUCCAGUCCUAGGACCUGAUCACACUUCAUCCUGCAGUCCUAGGACCUGAUCAAACUUUAUCCAGUCCUAAGACUUGAUCAAACUUCAUCCAGUCCUAGGACCUGAUCACACUUCAUCCUGCAGUCCUAAGACUUGAUCAAACUUCAACCAGUCCUAAGACUUAAUCAAACUUCAUCCAGUCCUAGGAUUUGAUGAAACUUCAUCUAAUUUUAGAGGCAACAGAUUUUCUUAAUAUAUGUGAACUUUGUUUUUUAAAUAGAUUAAUCUUCACUGAAUAUACAAAACAAAGACCAUAUGCGCUGGACGUAGAAUAUUAUAGAGCUGUAUACUGUAGAAUAUCAAUUACAAAAGUUCAACAUACAUUGGUUGGAUGGACGUUUUCAGCAGUGCAAAACAUAACAUAAAACAGUAUAUAUUAAGGACAUCACAUUAUUUUUGCUUCAGAAACAUGUUAACCAAAGUUAUAUCGAGUUAGCGCACCGGAUUUACUCGAUUAAGCGCCGCAAUGUACAAGGGAAAUACAAGCAGUAAGUCUAAACCCUACGAAAUAAAUUUAUACAGAAAUAGGUAAAUAAAUAGCUUUCUAAUUUGAUAAAAAAGGAAAUACAGGCUGUGGCAUUUGAUCGAAUAAAUGCGGUAUGACUAUACUGGCUGUUAAAUUGCACAUGUAUUUGUAUGCUUAAAUUGAUAGCAGUAAUUAACCGAACUUUCCGAAUGUUUAGUAGCUUACAAUUUAAAAUGCAAUGUAAAAAUUCAAUUUGCGCAAGCCAAUUUUCCGACGAAGCCAUGUCUUGUUGACUGAGCAAAACAAGAAUAAGCUUAUUCCAUUAUAACUAGUACUGUGAAGUUUGAAAAAAAAUAGUAAUUAAACAGUUAAUCAUGUUUCGCUCGCUACUCUGAUUUAAAUAAAUUAUUACAAAGCCCAGUCGAAUUGUAAUCAAGACCCAACGUUUCGACACUCCAGUCUAGGUCUUCAUCAGGGGUGAUCUAAAGUUGCAAUCGUGACUUCUUAAAUACCCAAGGGAUGACGUCACCUGCCAAUGAGAUGCAUGUAUUCCUCUGGCAAAUAGGCACCGUCAUCCCUAUUCAAAGCAUGAUUACUCAUAUUUAUAUGCCACGCUUCUAGGCAUAGUCUUUGACCAUUGCGAUUGUUUGUGGUAAUUACUUUAGAGUUUUCCCUGCACGCAAUCUACAAUUCGACUGGGCUUUGUAAUCAUUUAUUUAAACCUGAGUAGCGAGCGAAACAUGAUUGAUAUACCUGGUUGCAGUGAACGAACAAACUUUAAACAGUUAAGUUAAUGUGUAUCUACUGUACAAACACCUAUUAUAAGCGCAAAAUCUAAUCAUAGAUAACUAAUAUCAAAGCGCGCAGUCAAGAUACUCGCAAAUCAAGUUAGUUUGAGACAUCCUCUACAAGGCUGUUAAUUUUUUCAAGUAAGAGCAUUCGACUGCCAAUUGAUCUUGACGUUCUAACGCUUAUCUCGGAAAAAAGGCUCGCAUAUAAUUCAAAAUUGCGCAAAACUGGUUUUAAUUGAUGGGACAAAAUUAAAGAAGGUAUGUCGAGUUGCGCACGCAGUUUUUAAAUCGCGUUAAUUAUGCGACGUCAUAGAACGUUUUAAUUGCGAAUUAUUUUUGCGCUACGACAAAAAGCAAGAAAUCGUGCUUUAACCAACAAAUGGUAAACACAAACUAGUUCAGAAAAAUGUCUGGAAAAAAGUAUCAGAAAAGCAUUGAAGAGCUGUGUCGCUCGCGUUUGUCCCGUACGGCCGGUGGCGAGAGGUGGCCUCCAUUGUCAGAAAAAUCUAGUCACAAUAUAUUGCCGCGCAGCCCCAGCCCACGAGAAAGUUUCUCUCGAAGUCGUCGACGCUCGGACCCAGCCAGACACUCGCUUCUUUCUGGGAGGCCUUUAUCACCUGAUCAUCGAGCAUGUCCCAAGCAAAGCGUGCACGAAGCGGUCGAGAAAAGAAAGCUGUACCAAGGCGUUCAGGAACAAGUCAAGAAGCCGUUCUUUCCUGGCAUUUCUUCCCAAGUCGUUACGCACGCUGAUCCGCCGUUUCCCGAUACAGAUACGCAGCCGCUACCGCCUAUUAACAUGCCCAAAGGACAGGAGAGUGUGUCGAAUACUUUAAAACAUGGUAAGUGUAUAAAAUUUCGAACUGCAGUUCCAGUAAAAAGGGCAACCUGUUGCUCCCGUGCUGCCCCCGCACUGUUUGGGCAACAGAGGCAGUUGCCCCCGUGACUUCGGCGCCCCUGGAUUUUUCAUCUAUUAAUUUUCAUCAUUUCUUUAUAAAAAAUACUCUCCAACCUGCAACGUUGCGUAGUCAGUUUCGGUGCUAUGUUCCCGAUUCUGUUUUACAACACAAGAAAGUGUUUUUUAAGCAGUAGCCAAGAUCGCCACGGUGAAAAGUAUGCUAUUAAUAGGGAUGUGUAAAUUUUGUCUGCCUCAUUUAAGGCAAUGCGAAAACAAGCUUUGAGCCGCAGUGCAUUUUUUAAAGGUGAUCUACAGUCCGUAUGUAAACAAAGCCUUUGUUUACAUUUUUGUGUCCAAAAUAUUGAGCUUUAUUCGACAACUAUUUAUAUUUUCAAGCUUCUAGAGUAUAAUAAAUGAUCAAGAAACAACAAUCAGGCUUUUCAAGAACUCAAAACAUAGUUAAACUCUAAUAAACUGUUUGUAUCAUAAAAAGUGGGCUCAUUUGUGCACAUGCGCAGAUCGGACUGUAGAUCACCUUUAAGGAUUCUUCAGUGGUGGAGCUAAACUGCCAAGGGGCCCAUUCUCUCCUUGCCCUCCCCUCUGGGUGGUAUGCGAUCGCCGAAGGUGUGGGUCUGGGGGCAUGCCCCCACUCCAGGAAAGUUUUAAAAUUGAAUCUCAUUCUGAGAACACAUUUUAAAAAAGAUCUCAGC